UUUAACAGACCCUGUGGCAGCACCGCGGUUUACGGGCAACCUCCCCUUUAAGGGCGAGCGCCUCCUCCCCUUUAAGACGCACCUGACCGCACCUGCGAGGAAGUUUCCCAACAGUCCCGAGAGACGUCGGUGGGUUUGAGCCUGGCGACCAACUCCGGCGCUGCGUAAAUAACGUGAGCUGCUAAAGUUUGGCUGUGCUGUGUGAUUCUCAUCUUCGAGGGUGAAGAGUAAAGCAUGGAUGUUUUAUAGUCCUUUUCUGAACUGACUGGAGAGAUUUUGUCUCAUGUCUCGACUCCUGGAGGACGGUGGGGCCCCUCAAGACAUCGGGGAUACCAACAAAGAGUCUGAACCAAUCGGAGGGAAGAAGAAACAGGAGAGCGAGGAGCAUAUGGUCAUUACAGCCAAUCAGGAGCCCAGCACCCUGCUAUGCGAAGCAGAAAGAGAUGGAGAUGGAGACUGUGUUUGGGAUACGAAGAACAGAGAGAGUUUGGGGGGAGAAGAAGGGAAGAGCGAGGAGAAGAGGAGUGUGCGUUCAGAGUGUGUCUCUCUCCGAGCAGAGAGUCGUACAGAGAGUGAGAGAGAGCUCCAAACAAGGGGGUCGAAGGAGUGCAAUGCAGAGGCGGAGCCACAGCUGAAGGCGACAGUAGCAAAGGAAGAGGUGGAGAUGGAGGUGGAAGAGGAGAACUACCUCCCUGAGAAGGCGGCGCAGGUUUUCAGCCUGCCGGCCUCCCGCAGGCACAGCGAGACAAACUGGGACAUGGAGACGGAGAGAGGCCCCUUCCUGACCUCCCAUGGAUACCUCCAGGAAUGGUCCCCAAAUGAGGAGCCUUCCAAAUGUGCUUGCAGCUGUCUCAGCAGAGAUGUCCUGAAGUUGAGUGUGUCUUUCUUCACCUCAGCGCUCCUCUUUCCCUUCCUGGUCUGGGGCGGAUAUGUCUUCUUGCCCUUUGACGCCCCUCUGCUAAACGGCAACUCCCUCAGGCUGUUGUACACUCUUCGUUGUGCUGUCUUUGCCUCUGUGCCCAUCAUACUGGGCUGGCUGGUGCUGGGAGUGAGUCGGCUAAGGACGGGGGAGGUCAAACCCAUGUUUGAAGGGGAGGUCCGAGAGGUCAGCGUCCACAAGUCCUUCAUUGCUGACUCCAUCUCCCUCUUCAUACUCUACUUCCUGCAGCUGGUUGUCAUGGCGAUGUAUAUCAGCCAGGAGCAGUUGAAGGUGGUUCCUCUGCUCACCAUCAUCUUUGCUCUUGGACGCCUGAUGUACUGGCUGACAGCCGCUCUGGGUAGCAGCACGCGGGGCUUUGGGUUCGGUCUGUCCUUCCUGCCCAGCCUGGCCAUGCUGGUAGCCAACCUCUACUUCAUCUUCACCAUGGAUGCUGCAGGCUCCAUCUAUGCCCAGGAGGGGCCCCCGCUACCAGACGUCCCCCCAUCUACCAAACAAAGGUUCUGGGGAUGAGAGGCUGAAUGGAAGGUGUACAGAAGAUGUUCUUCACCGAUUUUUCUUUUUUAUCAGCUGGUUUUGAAAAACAAUAAUUUUUUUUUCCUACAUGUAAAGACUUCCAGUUCUUUCUUCAAUAAAACAUCUCUCUGAUCGAGACUAAGGUGAAACAUUAUUUUCUAACUCAAUUUUAGCACGUUAAAAAUAGUAGCUUUGAAAAAUGACAAAAGUUCUGUUGGUGCCUGGUUGGAAAGGUUUUGUGGUGUAACUUCAUGCUAAGACAAUUGUUUUUCUUUUUUCAAAUUCCUUUGAAAAGAUUAUUUGUAUUGAAUAGAACUUCCUAGAGCAAAACAAACAGUUUCACAGGAUAUUAUAGACUCUUACAUGUAGAUCUUUUAAUGAAAAUAGAAAAGCUCCUGUAAAACUUGAUCAUAGUAAUGGCAGGACCAACAACUGUUUAUAUUGUCUUCAGAAAAGUUGCAGGUUAUUUGGUUUAUGAAAAAAGAAUUGAAAAUAUUAACUUAAAUGACUGAUUGUUGCCAAAUUCUGAUCUUUGAAAACAAAAUUAACUCAGCAUUCAAAGGUUGGACCAAAUGACAGUCAAAGCUCCUGUGGUGGUGCAGGAAAUCCUUGAUAUUGACAAGUUAGAAUAAAUUAAAUUUAGCUAAAGAAUAUUUUGCUCAUUAAAAUACAUGCACUUUUUUCUGAAAUAACGAGUUGGUUUUCAAAUAACUUGUAAAUUAGUUUCCAGGAUUCUUGCCUAUUAAGAAUUUUUCACAAUAUCCACUUUGUAAUAAACACUAAUAACAUGAACAUCUGUGUAUUAAAGUAUUUUUAAACUGAG
Messenger RNA from Lampris incognitus (smalleye Pacific opah), 2276 nucleotides. RefSeq names its product transmembrane protein 79b (gene tmem79b). Gene Ontology annotation, biological process: regulated exocytosis. The coding region runs from base 284 to 1450 and encodes 388 amino acids. The record is from RefSeq and is a predicted model, not a curated record. NCBI's taxonomy places the organism in Eukaryota, Metazoa, Chordata, Actinopteri, Lampriformes, Lampridae. The transcript has 5 exons. Gene Ontology annotation, cellular component: lysosomal membrane; trans-Golgi network membrane.